Messenger RNA from Cynocephalus volans (Philippine flying lemur), 1978 nucleotides. It is a transcript of the gene AKAP7, whose product is annotated as A-kinase anchoring protein 7. Gene Ontology annotation, cellular component: cytosol. The transcript is spliced from 8 exons. The coding region runs from base 53 to 1105 and encodes 350 amino acids. Gene Ontology annotation, molecular function: protein kinase A regulatory subunit binding. Lineage: Eukaryota; Metazoa; Chordata; Mammalia; Dermoptera; Cynocephalidae. The record is from RefSeq and is a predicted model, not a curated record.
UCCUCGCUCGGCCGCCGCCCGCCCAGACGCGCCGCCCGCUCGCGCUGCGACCAUGGAACGCCCCGGAGCGGGAGGAAUAAAUUCCAAUGAAUGUGAAAAUGUGUCAAGAGAAAAAAUGUCAGAGGGAAUGGAAGCCAAUACUGUGGAUUCGCUGGUAGACAUGCCAUUUGCUGCUAUAGAUAUUAAAGAUGAUUGUGGAAUCACUGAUGCACCUCAAAUAAAUUUGGAGAGAAAUAAAGAAAAUGAAUGGAUCAAGAGUGAUCAAAUACCAAAGAGGAAAAAAAAGCGCAAAGAUUAUCAACCCAACUAUUUCCUAUCCAUUCCGAUCACCAACAAUGAGAUUACAGGAGGAAUUAAGAUCCUGCAAAAUGCAAUAAUACAACAAGAUAAGCGACUGGCCAAAGCAAUGGUUGGUGAUGGCUCCUUUCAUAUUACCCUGCUAGUGAUGCAGCUGUUAAAUGAAGAUGAAAUAAACAUUGGUAUUGAUGCUCUUUUGGAAUUAAAACCCUUCAUAGAAGAAAUCCUUCAAGGAAAACAUUUGACUUUGCCCUUUCAAGGGAUUGGUACUUUUGGAGAUCAGGUUGGAUUUGUGAAGCUGGCCGAAGGGGAUCACAUAAGCACACUUUUGGAAAUAGCAGACAUUGCAAAAAGGACAUUUCAAGGAAAAGGCAUCCUGGCAGGAGAAAGCAGAAGUUUUAAGCCUCAUUUGACCUUCAUGAAAUUGUCAAAAGCACCAUGGCUCCGUAAGAAUGGAGUGAAAAAAAUAGACCCUGAAUUCUAUGAAAAAUUUAUCAGUCACAGAUUUGGAGAAGAAAUGUUAUAUCGCAUAGAUCUUUGCUCCAUGCUAAAGAAAAAACAAUGUAAUGGAUAUUAUCACUGUGAGUCUUCAAUUGUGAUUGGCAAGAAACCUAUUGGAAUCCGAGACUUAAUUAAUGAAGCCUUGCAUCGAGAAAGGAUGGGUCUGAAGUCCAAAGUGAAACACAUAAAGGAACUAUUAUUAAAGCCUGAGAUUCAGGCCAAAAUUAGAAGGGAGCUUUUUGAAGGAAGACUCAUUAACAACAGUAAUCAGGCAAAUGAUGUUAAUUUCAGCGGGACUCAGACAUAAGCUCCUCAUUGCUAUUAUGGUAACAUAGUUUAUGAAAUCUUUUCAGCUUAUUAAGUAGCUCUUUGGUAAAUACCACAAAAGUGUUCUGAUAGUGUCUGCACAACAACAAACCAACAUUUGGUAAGGAAUUAACCAUUUCUUGCCAAAGAAAAUUAAUUCUGCCCAUGUUCUUUUUUUUUUUUUUUUAGCUAAACUUGUGUUUUGGAAUGUUUGAUUCUGUACUAUUGAGAGUUAAUUUACAGAACUGACUCUUACUUAGCUGUUCUGAGAUAAAAAAAUACAGACUGGGUCCUUGCAGAUAAAAAAUACAGACUGUAAAAAAUCAUUUACAGACAAAAAAACUAACAAAACCAACAGUAUUUUAAGGGCCACUUGCCUCCGUUUGACAUGAUUGUUAAAUCAAAAGAAGCAUUGUUUAGGUGUAUCUGCAUCUAGUGUUAACUUUUAAUGAGAAUUUGAAUGUUUAUUGAACGUUAGUACUUGAAUAAACAUUUAUAAAUGUAAUUAUUGCAAUGACUGGUUAAGAAUGUUUCAUAGUAUCCAUAUGUAUUAUUUUUCACUGAUCAAAAUAUAGUCUGCUUGUUCAUUUCUUAAUGGAUAAAUGUUUGGGAUUUUUAUUUUCUACUUUUCUGAAGAUAAACCCCAGGUUUUAUCAUAUCCCUUGUAAUCUGAAUUUGUUUGCACUGGUUUAUUUUUAAGGGCAUUCUCGAAAAAUUUCCCCCAUAUCAUGAUUAUUUGUAACAGCUUUUUCUAUAGUCAUUGUAAAAUUCCUGCUACUAAUAGAUCAUGAUCGAUGGGGAAAUUAUAAGAGAUUGAUCAUGUAAUCAUUUCAAAUAUAAAAUCCAGUUUACUCAUGGAUUUUAGCUAUUUUUU